Messenger RNA from Cuscuta epithymum, 3011 nucleotides. Lineage: Eukaryota; Viridiplantae; Streptophyta; Magnoliopsida; Solanales; Convolvulaceae. The record is from the annotation of a GenBank genome assembly.
UUAUCCAAUUUGAUGACGUAGAAAUAUCACAUGAGUAGGGUACGGAGUUAGGCGAGGUAUCAACUUUGUUCUCAGAGCACUAACAGACCCACGCUUCCAUUCCUAUUCAUUCCUGCAGACGGCAAUUAAUUUGGUGCCUAACCUCUCACCUAUAUACAACUACAAUGGUGAACGGAGUAUUUUACUUCUUAUUCUCUUCAAGUCUUGACGGUUUGUUUCAGAAGCUUCAAAUUCCUUUCUCUUUUCCCAUUUCUUAAUUACUCUGUGUACUAACUAAGCACAUUCACUUUGCUGCUAUUUCACAGCCCUCGAAUUUCUGAAAAAUCAUAUCCCUCCUCUCAUUCCAAGGGACUCAAACCGCCAGUGGCCCAGUACUGAGGUGGAAUGACCUAGUCCUUUUAUUACAGUUGCAUCAAGACUAGAUUUUUGGUUUUUAGAUAUCCAAGUUGACUUCAAAAUGCUUAAAACAUGAGUGAUUAUUAGUUUCAUCAUUGCUGCAGUUUAUUUAUUUAUUUAUUUACUCCCCCGUCCCAAUUUGUAAGAUACAUUACGGUGUACGAUGUUUGACUGACGAUAAAGCAAAUUGAUCCCUAUCAGCACUCAAAUUAGUUCUAGAAAAUAAAAUUUACAUAUUCAGAAACUACAUUAAAACCGCUACAAAGUCUGCAAAAAAUAAUUCAAAUUUCAUAAACUUUUUAUUUAUAAAAUAAAAAAUUGAGUGAUUUAUGUUGACCAAGUGAAUAGUAAAUGUAUCUAACAAUUUGGGACUGAGGGAGUAUUUAUUUUCCAUAUGUGGCUAUAGGUCGGUUAUAGUAUAUGGUUAUGGAUCAUCGGCUCAGAAGCUUGCCUAACUCCUCUAUGAACAGUUUCCAGUUGGAGAAUGAGAUCAUUUUCUCUACCUUUAAACCAUCAGUGGACAUUCCAGACAGUUACAAGCAUACCCUUUCAGUGGCACAACAUCCCAACCUGGGCACUCAUGGUCCUGCUUUGGACUCUGAUUCCACGCUGAACUACAUUAGCCAGAUGCUACUGGAGGAAGAGAGCAUUGAUGGGAACAAUCAGAACAUGUCCUUUGAUCCCAUUGCUCUCAGAGCUGCUGAGAAUGCCUUUUAUGAAGCCUUGCAUGAGAACCCUUCCCCACCUAUUCACAACAUUCCUGGAAGCUCAUUCAGGAAUGAUGUUGAUCCAGGAGAAUGCGAAUCGUGUGUUACGAGUGAGCCUCCCCCCGAUCUCGCCAUCAAGUUAUCAUCCGGAUUGUCAAACGGUUCUCUAUAUAGCUUUGGUGAUAGUGAGUCCAUAUCUCGAUUCAUGAGAGGUGUGGCUGAAUCUAGUAGAUGCCUUCAAGCUGCCCGUAAACAGCAUAUCAUCAAUGACUUGGAGAAACAUGAGGAGUCACCGAGAGAUAUUGAUGUCCCCAAGAUAGAUAAGGACCGUUCAGUGAAUUCGUACCGUAGAGGAAAGAAGCAUUAUUACCAUCCAGAUGAAAGUGGGGUGGAAGAAGAAAGGAGAAACAAGCAGCCUGCACUUUGUAAGGAGGAAGUUGAGUUAUCAGAGGAUUUUGAUAAUGUUUUGCUGUGUGGUGAAGAUGAUGAUGGUGAUGAUAGUGCUUCUCUAUCCCGACUCAGACAAAAAGGACGAAGUGGUCACCGCCAUCUUAAGAAAUGCGGAGGUAAUUGUGAAAAUGUGGAUCUGGUGUCUCUUUUAAUUAGCUGCGCACAAUCUGUUGCAAAUGCUGAUUAUAGGGGUGCAGAAGAUAAAUUAAAAAAGAUCAGGCAGCACUCUUCACCUACAGGUGACCCAAAUCAAAGAGUGGCUAAUGUAUUCGCUGAUAGUCUGGAGGUGCGGUUGGCUGGAACUGGGACACAAGUAUAUAAAGCAAUGUCUAAUAAUGAUGUCCUAGUCCCUGAGUUGCUAAAGUCCUACCUGUCACCUUUGCCGUUUAUGAGAAUGGCAGUUUUCUUUGCGAAUAGAAUGAUUUACGAAGUAGCGUCAAAAUGUGUCUCACUGCACAUUAUAGACUUUGGGAUUCAUUAUGGUAUCCAGUGGCCCACUCUUAUCCGGGACCUUUCUCAAAGACCUGAUGGCCCGCCUAAACUUCGAAUAACAGGAAUCGAGAUUCCCCUACCCGGUUUUCGUCCAGAGCAGAUGGUAGAAGAAACAGGUUUCCGCUUAGCAAAAUGUUGCCAGUGUUUCGGUGUGCCAUUCGAGUACAACGCGCUCACAAGGCAGAAUUGGGAGACUAUAUCAAUUGAGGAUUUAAAGCUUUUGAGUGAUGAGGUGGUUGCUGUUAACUGUUUUAUUCGAUUAGAGUACAUUUUGGAUGAGACAUUGGUUGUUAUGAACAGUCCUAGGGAUGCGGUUUUAAACUUAAUACGGAAAGUAAGUCCUCAUAUAUAUGUCCAAGCAAUGAGUAACGGACCUCACAGCUCUCCUUUCUUUGUCAAUCGGUUUCGAGAAGCUCUCUCAUUCUACUCUACUGUCUUUGAUACGUGUGAGGCUAUUUUGCCACUCCAUGAGCAUCAUAGAUUGAUUUUAGAACAAGAAGUUCUAGGUCGAGAGAUAAUGAACAUCAUUGCAUGUGAGGGCAUGGAAAGAUUGUUGAGGCCUGAAACAUGUAAGCAGUGGCAAUCUCGCAUUUUGAGGGCAGGCUUCAAGCCCAUGUCGACUAACCCCAAACUCGUGAAAAAGUUAAAAAGCAAGGUGAGGGCAGGAUAUCACAAAGACUUUCUGUUUGUGGAAGAGGGCAACUGGAUAUUGCAGGGGUGGAAAGGUCGAAUUCUUGGAGGCAGCUCUUGCUGGGUUGCUGCGUGACAUUCUAACAACGUCAGAUAGUAAGUACAAUUAGUAAUUAUUGCUGCUUGUGACAUGACAGUCUCCCAACCAGGACAUGGUAAUAUUUGUUUUAGUGGGAUGUUUUUACAUAUCACCUCUAUUCUUUUUUUUAAAUGUGACUAAACUUUGUUUAAAUCAUUCAAGUUUCUUCCUUCUCCAACCCCUAUUCAAUUUCUUAC